UGCGUACGGACUGGGUCUCUGACACUGAUGCUGCUGUAUGUUGUUCUGUUCGUCACGGCUCACACAGCCCACAGCAUCUACCCAAGGAUACGGCUCUCUCACAAAGAGCUUUGGCAGCUGAACAGGACCUGGGUGUUUGUGGGACAUGGGACAGCACCUCUUCAGCCCCAGACCAUGUUGCUGGAUGAGGGCCAUGGGAGGAUUUAUGUUGGGGCCAAGAAUACUCUGUUCUCCCUUAGCCUGGACCAGGUCAACACACACCAUAGAGAGAUCCAGUGGGCCAGUACAGAAUCUCAGAUUGAGGAGUGUUUGAUGAAGGGAAGGGAAAAGUCGGAGUGUGCUAACUACAUCAAGGUCUUGCAACAGUACAACCAGACUCAUUUGCAGGUCUGUGGAACCGGAGCUUUUAACCCCAUCUGUGUCCUGGUCAGAGUGGGACACACUGGGCAGGACAGGCUGUUUGCUCUUGAAGAAGACAGUGUCAUGAGUGGCAGAGGACGCUGUCCAUACGACUCCAACAGUCCCUGCACGUCUACGCUCUCCAGAGGAGAGCUGUAUAUUGGCCUGUACACAGACUACUGGGAGAAUGAUGGUGCGUUUUGUCGACUUAACAACCAGACCUACACACGCACUGAAAGAGACGACAGGCAGCAACUUAAUGAACCUACAUUUGUGGGGUCUGCAGUUAUUCCUGACAACGACGACAGAGAUGAUGAUAAAGUUUACUUCUUCUUCACUGAGCGGGAGACGGAUGCUGAGGGAGGAAACAAGGCUGUGUAUACUCGUGUGGGCCGAGUCUGUGCGAAUGACCAAGGAGGACAGAGAAUGCUGGUGAACCGAUGGAGCUCUUUCCUGAAAACUCGUCUCAUCUGCUCUGUGGCUGGACCAAAUGGCAUUGAUACACACUUUGAUGAACUUGAGGAUGUGUUUGUGCUCAAGAACAAGGAUGGGAAAAACCCUGAAAUCUUUGGCCUCUUUAGCACCACAAGUGUGGUGUUUAAAGGCUAUGCAGUGUGUGUCUAUCACAUGGAUGAAAUAAGAGCAGCCUUUAAUGGCCCAUUUGCUUACCGAGAGAGACCUGAGCAUCACUGGACAGCUUAUGAAGACAGAGUUCCCUACCCACGACCUGGAUCUUGUGCGAGUAAAGUGAACGGAGGUGGCUUCUCAAGCUCUAAGGAGUUUCCUGAUGAGGUUUUGCGGUUUGUGCGUUCUCAUCCUGUGAUGUAUCGUCCAGUCCUUCCACAGCACCGUAGACCUGUCCUGCUGCAGACAGAGCCAGGCAGGAGAAAGCUCACCCAGAUCGCUGUGGACAGAGUCCAAGCCCAGGACGGACACUAUCAUGUUCUCUACAUUGGCACUGAUGACUCAGUGGUGUUGAAAGUUAUCACCAUCUACAACAAAGACACAGACACUAUGGAGGAGGUGCUGCUGGAAGAGCUGCAAGUAUUCAAGGUGGCAGCACCAAUAAGAGAGAUCAUAAUAUCACCUAAACGGCAACAGCUGUAUGUUGGAUCAGAAGUGGGUGUGGCCCAAGUCAGACUGCAUCAGUGUGACCUCUAUGGCUCAGAAUGUGCUGAUUGUUGUCUGGCCAGAGACCCUUACUGUGCCUGGGAUGGUCUCACCUGCACCAGAUACUACCCUGCUGGAGUCUACACCAAAAGCAGGCGAUUCAGACGGCAGGAUGUUCGCCAUGGCAACGCUGUCCAGCUGUGCAAUGGGCUGCAAAUUGAUGAUGAACAAUGGCAAAGAGCUGAGGAGAGGCUAGUGUACGGUGUGGAGAGCAACAGCACUUUACUCGAGUGUGUCCCUCGAUCACUUCAAGCCAAGGUCCUCUGGUUCUUACAAAAAGCCGGAGAGAAACAUGAGAUUCGAGAUGAUGAGCGAGUUCUUUUGACCUCCCACGGGCUGCUGUUUUUACGAGUGAGAAGCUCUGAUGCUGGUAUGUACGUAUGCCAGACUGUGGAACAUGGAUAUGUGCACACAUUAUUACGUAUCUCUCUACACGUGCUCAGGGGGGAAAGGGUGGAGUCAGCAAUCCACAGAGCCAAUGAUGGGGAAGGAGAGAAAGCGGUAGUUCCAUGCCUCUCCUCUACGGGCCCCCCACCAGUCUCCAGCAUCAGCCCCAGGGCUCUGGGGCCAGCUUCAGUCCAAGGCCCCCACUCCAGGCUGUGGUACAAGGAGUUUCUCCAGCUGAUUGGCUACGGGGAUGCUCAGAGAGUAGAGGAGUACUGUGAGAGAGUGUGGUGCUCUGAUAAAAAACGCAAAAAGACCAAAAGGAAGUAUGCUCCUCCGAGUGGCGAGAAGAGAGGGAAAGGGAGAAGAGAGGAGAACUCCCACCGAGUGCCCAGGCACACCGUGGACACCUGAGGAGAACGGAGAUUGACUCACACACACACACACACACACACACACACACACACACACACACACACACACACACACACACACACACACACACACUAAAGGUCAGAUUCAAUCCGUGUUUGCACCAUGUAAAAUGUAUUUACUUUGCUUUCAACAAGAGUAGUAACAACAGAAAAGCAACAGUACUGCAGCAGGUUGUUUAGCUGUUGUAGCGACAUAUAUCAGUGGCUUGACUGUGGCUUACAACUUGUUUGAGUCUAUCAAAAUGAGCACCAUGUUUGAUUGCUUUGUUGUCAGAGACAGAGACAACAAAGCAAGACCCUGUGUACAUUAAACGUCAGUGUCAGAGCAGCAGAGGACCUGGAAGGUGAUGGAGGACUGAUUUAUCCAUGUUGCCUCUGAUCUGAAUAGAGAGAAUAUAAUAUUUAAGCUCCUGUGGACUGAUCCCGCCCGACCCAGCUGUCAAUCCAAACACAAGAAAGAGACCCGCGGCCCACCUCUCCUUCAAUGGCUCAAUGUGACAAACUCUUACUAUUAUGAGAGAAAACUAUGUUCAUGGUAAAGGCCUUCUAUUCUUCUUUGGUACUAUGAUAACUUAUUUCUGUUGUUGUUUUUGAUGUCUUAAACUGGAAAAUAUAAUGUUAUUGUUUUUGUAUAGUGAAUAAUGCCUUGAGCUUCAUUAUAAUGCUAUUUUGAUGACAGUAUGGUCAUCCUUGUGGUGUGUGUGUGUGUAUAGCCGCAAAGCAUACACUCGAUGCUGCAAUGCCACUAUUAUUGAUAUUUGAGGCAUGUUUUGAUUAUAAUUAUGGCCUCAACGGAAUAAUGACUAUUUAAGCACUUGUAAAAAUGUUGCAGUAGACGAAAAGUGGUCCCAUCCUUGAAUAUAAGUGUUAUUGUAAGUGUCUACAUCUACAUCAAACGAUCAAAUGUACCAACAGUAUUGUGUGUAUUGUAUAUUGUAUUUAUCUAAAAUCCAGGGUGGUCUUUGUCUGCACAUCUGGUAACUAUAGAGAUGUAUUCAAAGUCAUCCUUCUCUGCUGGCUUCUCUUCUUUUUCCUUCUGUUUCUCACUCUCUCCCUUACUUGUUUUAUGUCUCCCUCUAUCCCCCCUCUCUCUUCUCAUGCCUUUUGUUUGUCUGUAACGAUGUUCCAGAUGGGAUUCAUAAUUAACACAACAAAACAGCAAUGGAGAACACCACAUUUCACCCAGAAGAAAAAGUCAAAUAGGGGGACGAUCCAGGCUUGCAAUUAGCAAAACUGAUGAGUCAGCCUCAUGAAUAUUCAGUUAAUCCUGAGAUGACAAAACAAUCUGUUGUUACAGUAACAUGCAUUGUAGGGGUUUUGUCUAAGAGGACCACCUCCUUUUCCAUGCCGUGCCUUAUUUAUCGCUUGAUUUUGUCACUUUAGAGUUUUUACCUUUUUCUAUUCCCUGUUUUCAUAAUGGGGUAAAAAACAAUCGCUUGUCAAGGUUUAAUAUAGUCACUCCUCAUUCUCCUUGACUAUUCUUCAACUAAGACAUUUGACUUAGAUUGAAAAUGUUGUAUCUGUUGUACUAGUUAUGAAUACCUGCCAUUAAAAGAAAUGGACCAUCUUUCCCUGAUGUCACCUCUGUGGUUUAGCCAUCAACAAUGACACAGUAUUUCAGUCUACACACGCAGCCAUAUUGAGAGAUUGAGCCAAUGAAGCAGAAAGAAAGAGGUAG
Cyclopterus lumpus (lumpfish) is the source of this 4065-nucleotide messenger RNA. RefSeq names its product sema domain, immunoglobulin domain (Ig), short basic domain, secreted, (semaphorin) 3E (gene sema3e). Gene Ontology annotation, biological process: neural crest cell migration; negative chemotaxis; negative regulation of axon extension involved in axon guidance. The coding region runs from base 28 to 2367 and encodes 779 amino acids. The record is from RefSeq and is a predicted model, not a curated record. Gene Ontology annotation, molecular function: semaphorin receptor binding; chemorepellent activity. The transcript has 17 exons. Lineage: Eukaryota; Metazoa; Chordata; Actinopteri; Perciformes; Cyclopteridae.